AUGGACGAACAUAAACCGAAAUAUCACUACAAAAAAGGACGUCGAACCUCAGCCAACCGCUCAGCCCAUGCCUCAGUAAUUGGCUUCGCUGCAUUCAAUCUAUCAGACUUCGAAGAGCUGCUCAGAGAGGAAGGCCUGGAAAUUUUCGUGUUAAAGAAAGCUGACCCAGUGAAGUAUUCUACCGGAUCUGUUGUAAAAGACAAACUAAAAGAACGCGAUGUGGAAAUGCGCCGCAAAUCAACAACUACCAAGGCAUCCGUAUCUUCCACUGCUCCAAGUUCCACACCAGGCAGCGUAAGGAAAUCGAGUAGCACAGUUGCGAGAGCAGCGGAAAGGCUCGAUUUGUUAGAUUCAAUCUUGAACCAGCAGUCGGAGUUUCUGCAAACAAUGAGGAGGUCAGAAGAUAGAGGUUCACCUGAACCCGUCAAAGUCGUUCCACGGGUUGAGCCAUCUGAAGAAAAUUUGGAUCAUCCACAUGUGGACAAAGGGCAGGAUCUUACGGGUGCAGCUGAGGAAGCAUACAGGCGCUUUGAACAAACCUUCUCCGAAUCAAGUUCAUCGAAAAGUUCUCCCAAGAGUCCUCAGUUCUUGUCACUCCUCCCGCCGCCUCCACCUCCGCCGAAGCCUGUUCAACAGCACGCGAAUCUUCCCAAGAAAGGUGUAGCACUCAGCGCUGAUAUGGUGCACCUUCUUGUUCCACCUCCCCCUCCGCCACCUCCACAACCUCCAAUAAAGGAUGUUCCUCCUCCACCACCACCACGUCGUCUCAAAGCGAGCGUUUUGGAAGAUCUUCCUCCACCUCCUCCGCCUCCGAAACGACUUAAGCCGACCCGCUCUUCUACGGUUAAUAAAGAAACGAUGAAUAAGGAUGCAAGUGGCCUUGUUGAACCUAAGCAGGAACAUCCAGCUGAGAGCAGUAAAAUCGAUGAUCUCGCAGUACUGGCUGAUGUAAAAACGUGUUUGGAACAUGUGGUCUUCUUAGUGUCAUCCAUAAAACCAUUUGAUGAAAUAAGUGGAGAGUUAUUACCCGACAAGGAGGUUCCUGUGCCAUUUUCGCAGCGCGUUGAACGUACUGCUGCUCCUGAAUCAAAUGAUGGAUCACCGAACUGUGCCGACGCUUCUGCUGAGAAAAGAUCUGUUGAGAAGAGUAGCUCGUCAGAGGAGCCACAAAAGGAUGUUCCUAAAGAGGACGAGGAAGAGUACGAUCCGUUGGAUGACACAGUUGUUGAGGAAUUCGAAGCUUAUGUGCCGUCUGCUGUUGUUGCUCGUAAUGUGACUCUUGAUGUUAGCGAUUACCUUUUCCCGACUAGUGUUGCUCUUGAUAGCUUUCGAUUAUUUCCUUUCCAGGAGCUCAAUUCUUCGUUUACUUCUUCACCAGAGCAGAUCAAUUCUGCUGAGCAGGAGCAGUACUCUCCAAGUUCUAACAUGGGGUUGCAUAUCGAUGAGGACGACGAUGAAGGCGAAAUUACGGAGGACAGCGAUAGUGAUAUCCAGUCUAUUGCUGAUUCAGAUGACGAUUCUGAAUGUGAUGAUGGGGUUCCUGAUCAGAACACCUUUAUGCGUCAUGACGAAAAUGGGCGUCUUAUAAAAGUAGUGCGACAUACGCGCAAAAGAUUUGAUGAAGUUAGCUCAAUCACUUCUCAGCUUGAUGACGGAGUUAAGAAGCCUCUUGACAACUCAACACGGAAUGAAGCUGACGAAGAGGAAGUCGAAAUGAAACCCGACCGAGAGAUUUUGGAUAAUCCCCGUCACCUACUUCAACGUGCCUCCGCUGUUUUGCAGGGCUUGGGAAAAGAACAGGGAGCCCAGUAUACGCAGAUGCCAUAUGACGAUGACUACGAAGAAGAAGAGUGCAUACAACCUAUGGAUAGCUUCCAUGGGGAACCUGUUCCGGACGAUGACGAGCUUUUCGAGGUGGCGGCAGGAAUUAAGCCUAAACGGAAGGAGGAAGUAAUUGUUGAAGAACGGAUUCCUGAAUCCACAGAAAAGUUUGAGAUUGACUUUUACAAUGGAGAUCUGCAUCUCAAAGGAGCGCCCGAUAACGACUGGAUAAUUGAUCCGGAUAAUCAGGAUGGUUUAGCCCUUGUUUGGGGUGGCGUGAGGAAGCGUCCGGAGUGGACAUUUCCAAACUCUCUUCCAAGCUCACAAACGGAGCGUGCUCCUAUUCCACCGGAGAGUAAAUCUGAUUGCACUGUACUUAUGAUGGUUGGUUUACCAAGUGUGGGAAAGACUACCUGGGUUCGGCGUUAUAUACGUGAGCAUCCCAAGGAACACUGGACGCUUAUAAGUGCUGAUACCAUCUUAGCUUCCAUGAAGGUGAAUAAAAUGUGGCAGUUUUGCAGUCUCAUUGUUUGGUUACUUUCUUUGGCAGCUCGCCGUAGACGUAAUUACAUCCUCGAUUUCACCAAUUGCGAUCCAGAUACGCGGAAGAAGCGUUUAGCUCUUUUCGAAGGAUUUUUCAGACAGUGCGUAACGAUUGUUCCGUCUGAUGAAGUGAUGCAACAAAGGCAUGCAAAACAUCUCCCUGUGAUGGAAAUGCCAGUAGUAUCCGAGUUUCUGGAAGUUGUUGUACUAAUGUUUGAUCCGGCGAUGGAAGAUGCUCAGAUCGCCAUCGAUCGUAUUGCAAAAUUCAACGAGGAAGGCAGGCCAUGGUAUUCAAGCAAGUACAAUAAGAGACGAGGUUUCUGGAAUGGCACCUAUGGAGACGAACCAUAUAGAAAACCGUCGGGAACCCAGACACGUACCCAGACAGUCAGCUCUGCAGAGAAGAACAAUACCGAAAGCAACUGCCGUAGGCGACUGUCACGGACAAGGUCCCUCAUGUUGCACUAUCGAAUAGUGACUCGGAUAAGACUGUCUCAACGACAGUUUCCCACGGUACGGCUUGUGCAAAUAUCACCAGUGCCAAGCAAUGUGAACAGUUUGCCCGAUAAGCUUGCUCCUAUUUCCAUUAAUGGCAGCGAAAACAAAGCUCCUGUGCAUGGAGGCGUGACCUUAUCAGUAGUGUCUCCUGUCAGUCGUGUGAAUGAGUCACAAAAUACAGCAACUCGUCUUCCAACUGUGUUCAAUCACCCUCCUCCCGCAAACCCAUCGCUGGUUGUGCAGACUCUUCCAACCCCUUCUACAACUAUGCCAUCAGUCACGCAGCCCCAG
Molecule: messenger RNA, 3153 nt
Organism: Ostertagia ostertagi
Lineage: Eukaryota; Metazoa; Nematoda; Chromadorea; Rhabditida; Trichostrongylidae
Source: the annotation of a GenBank genome assembly